This is a messenger RNA of Clunio marinus, 217 nucleotides long. Lineage: Eukaryota; Metazoa; Arthropoda; Insecta; Diptera; Chironomidae. The record is from the annotation of a GenBank genome assembly.
AAGAUUGAUUUAAUGUGAAUGGAAUUAGCUAAUGAAGCUGAAGAUUGGAACGCGAUAGGGAGGAGGAAUGAAAUGGGAGUUCCAUGUAUGAAAACAUAUUUUAAAUCAAUUCGACUUGUGACGUGAAGAAAACCUUCAAAACAAACGACAAGCGGUCGUUUUCAAUGAUGAUAACAUUUAAAUGGGAUUCCGUGUCCACGCAGUUGUUGAUUACAAG